AUGAUCGUUUUAGCAUUUGCUGCGUCCGAGAUAUUUCGAAUCUUUUUCCGAAUGUUCCUUGGAAUCGUCGGGUUUGGUCUUAUUCACGGUCUGUGCAUUAUGCCUGUUUAUAUGUCCUUGCUGUGUUGGAAGCCUUCAGUUACCCCAUCUCCCUCAGUCAGAGUUAGCACAGAAAGACUAGGCAACAUAAACAAGAAAGAUGAAGGUGGCCACGAUUUGCAGCUGGCAGUGACUGGAAAUGAAAACCCGGGUCUAGCAGCCGAGAACCCUUCUUUUGAGUUAGCUGCAGAAGAAAAUGCCAACGAAGUGCAUCCUAAUAGUAAUGAGAGACAGGAAAAUGAUGAAACAGAUUACCAUCAAUAUAUAGUGAACCUUUUCAAAGGACGUCAGAACGAGGGCUUAGAAACUGGUGACGAUGAGCUAGAUGCCUCGACAAAGCGUGAGCGAGAAGCUGGAUCGUGAAGAUAAUCCGAGGCUACUCGGGCGUGACCGGACCUUAGUUGACAUAGCAAGUUAUAACCUUAAAGAGUCCAGUUUGUGCAAUUUCUUUUUGUGUGAGUUAGGAAAAGGUUUGAACGCCGACUAUUGCAGUUUUGUUUGUUUUGUUUGUUUGUUCGUUUGUUUGUUUGGUUCGCCAGCAGCUUUACGUGAAAGGUAAAAACAUACUUUCUAUCUACGAUACCAGGCGCGUAGUAGGGGGGGGGAGGGUUGAGGGGUUCGGACGGACUAUCUUUGGAACGUAAAUAUUGAGGUUCCAGAAAACCCUGGAAAAAUUCGGAAAACUGCUAACUUUAUUACGGUCGUAGCUUAAAUUCUUAAUAAGCAUUGCUAAGAAGACUUGGGUACACUGUCAAAGUUCGAAGCAAUAUACAUGAACUAUUGAGUUAGUGCACGUUGAAUAACAAUGUGUACCACGGGCGAGAGUAGGCUCUCCUCCCUUGCUGUAAUGCAUAUCAGGUAUGAUUUACCUGAUGAUUUGGAAGAAAUUGUCACGUACUCUAUUUGGAAGUCUUUACGCAAGGAUGUUUAGUUUAUGAAUACCCAUGACCGGACGCAUAGAGCGUGUACCUUAAACAAAGUCUUAGGAAAAUUUCUAAACUGUCUUUUCAUUCUUUAUUCCUUCUGGUUUCACUGAGAUAUCAUUUUAUUGAAAGGAACGCAAAAACACACAUGAGAACAGGAGAGUCAAAUAUAAGAGCGAACUUAUCUGUAUCUAUAUCUGUCAAGAGAUUUUCUUUAUUCAUACAAGCAGAAUCAUAACGCUUUCUUCAGUUCGAGCCUUGAAAUGAAACGUGUUUUGAAAUACUUGUAUUUUUGCUAAGUUUUUCCUUUUCUUCCUGAAAGUGCUUGGUCCGCAUUUGGCUUUCAAUUUCAAAACGAACACCCCUUCUAAAACUCCAGCUACGCGCCGGGAUACUGAGAUAAAGUUGAUCCCUGUUUGUUCUGCGCGCAAUCCAAACAUGCGGAGAGAUAAUAACGUCUCUAUUGACCCCCCCUUGAGAGACUGAAGAUAUGACAUGAGUGCAAUAGAUUCCUCUAUAAACAAUAACCCACGUUCGAUAUAUCAAAAUUUUAAAAUGACUCUGAGGCUUUCUGGUUAUUCUUCUAUAAUAUUUGGUCUGGUUUUUAUGCUCAAGUCUCUUCUGGAAAAUGCGAGACAAAGGAUUCGUGAAAAUUUGAGCUAUACCCAUGAUCGAACGCAGUAGCAUAAAUUUGCAACGCAAUUUUUUUUCGCAAUUUUAGCAAAAAAAAUGAUUCCAAGAAAUAGUGAGAGACACUUAAUUGGAAAUAUCGCAAAAAUAGCACGACUUACAAAUUUAACAAAAUUCUAGACUUACAAUGGGAAAGGUAAAGAAGGGCCUCGGAAAGGUCGCAAAUUUCCCAAAAGUAACAAGAAAUAUCCUUGUAAUCUAAAGAGACAGGGUAAGAAAUAUCGCAAGAAUAGCAUGAAUAACAAAUUGAACACAAUUCUAGACUUAGAAAGGGAAAAGGCCAAGAAGGGUCUCAAGAAGGCCGCAAAUUUUACAAAUUUCGCAAAAGAAACAAGAAUUUUUCUUGAUAUCUAAAAAGACUGAGUAACAAAUAUUGCAAAAGUAGCAACAGUAAACAAACUUAACAAAGUUUUCAGACUUCAAAGAGAAAAGACAAAGAAGGGCCUCGGAAAGGUCGCAAAUUCCGCAAAAAAGGCAAGAAUAAUAAAUUUAGCAAAAUUCUACACUUAGAAAUAAAAAAGGUCAAGCAGGUUGUCGAGAAUGCCACAAAUUUCGCAUAAAGCGCAAAAGUGACAAGAAUUUUUCUUGCUAUGAAAAAAGACUGAGAAACAAAUAUCGCAAAGAAUAGCAAAAUUCUAGGGCUAGAAAGAGAAAAGGCAAGGAAGGGACUCGAAAAUUUGGCAGAUUUCGCCUUUUACUAUUCUUGUUACUUUGGGACGUUUUUUAUGGUGGGUUCUUGGCCAUGAAACGUUCUACUUACGUUUACGUUUGUUGCUGGCAUUUGCGCCCGUCUGUGAGCACUGGGUUUUGACAUUCCUAUAUCUAUGGGUCGGGAAGAAACACUGACGUGCGGGUGUCUUGGCCCCUUUUUGCCCUUCUUUUUAAUGCGCAAUUCUUGGCUAUUCUUUUUACUUUUGCGAAACCCAAGGCCUUCUUUUCCUUUAUUCUUUACAAGUCUGAACUUUUGCAAAUUGGAACAAUUUUGGUUGUUGUUGUUGUUGAUUUUUGCGAAAUUUGCGGACCGUUAGAGGGCCUUGUUUACCUUUACUCUUUUGCUGAAUUUGAUAUUCUUGUUAGCCUUGCGAUAUUUGUUAGCUUGUUUCUUUCUUAGCAAUGAAAAUUUUCGUUUGCGAUUUUUGCGAAAUUUGUGGACUUCUGGAGACCCUUCUAACCUUUGUUCUUUAUAAGUUUGAACUUCUCCACCAAUUAUGUUAGGGACUGUAAGGUUCUCGCUUGGCUAGUUAACGAAGGAACCAAGACUCUGUUCUUCUUCUUCUAAAUCUUUUAUUCUUCUCAUCGUUCAGCAGCUACAACAACUCUUCUUCUUCAUCUAGCAGCAACUGCUACUUGCAACUACUACUUGUAGACGUGUUUGGGUUAGCUGACCGUGAGAACUUUCCAUCUCAUAUCCUUUCGCUUAACUUGCGAAGAACAGAAUAGUCUACAUUGUUGUAAUUGACAGUACCAAAGAACCAAUUGAAGCGGUAAAACUGCUCGCUAGGUGGGACAAAGUAUACAAAUUAACAGUAACUUCAAUAUAGGUAAAACUCAAGGUCAGCUAUAAUCCCGAAUAUGCCUACUUCAAAGAUCUACAACUAAUUUUAACAAAUCCUUCAUAAAGACGAUUCUUCUCAAAAGCUCAAGGAACUAAACGUGUGGGCUAUACAUUGAAUUUCCUUGAACAGUUUAUUAAGAAACUAGCACGUACUACAAAAUAAUCAUUCGGAUACCCUAAAAAUAAGAAAAACCUUCAAAAUGCCAAAACUCGAAAACAAAACUAAAAUAAACUACUUGGUAACAAGUUGGAGGGACCUUCUUAACCUUUGUUCUUUAUAAGUAUGAACUUCUGCUAAAUUUGUAAUUCUUGGUAUUGAUUCGAUAUUUGUCAAAGUGUUUUUAUUUUUGCAAUGAAAAUUCUUGUUUUUAUACUUUUGCCAUUUUUGCGAAGUGUGCGGAUCAUUAGAGAGCCUUCCUUAACUUUUGUUCUUUAUAAGUAUGAACGUUUGCUAAAUUUGUUAUUCUUGGUAUUGAUUCGAUAUUUGUUAAAGUGUUUUUGUUUUUGCAAAAUUUGCGGACCACUCCUGUGGUAAGACUGACCGAGAGUCCUUGGACAACCUUCAUAGGCGUGCCGCCAGUAUUACUGAAGGCUACAGUUUCACAAUUGCAGACAUCUCGCAUGUUCAGUUUGCCUACGCUCCAGUCCCGCCGGGACUAUAUAUCUAAAGUGCAUGCUAGCGUUUAAAAGCCUUCAUGGCCUGGCUCCAGCAUAAUUACAAAAUGAAUUUAGCCACUGAUGCGCGAUUUCCAUUCAUAUAACACGCACCAUAGAGAUUUGCUCCGCCUGCCACUUGUUAGGACAACUAAGUACCGGGGCUCCUUCAGGUUCAGCGAAGCCAAGACCUGGAACACGCUUCCUCUGGCCCUGAGGAGCGAGCAUGAUAUUAGUAAGUUUGCGUUUUUCCUAAAAAGGCGCUUUAAAUCCAAGCCUAAAUGAGCCGCCCUUACUUUUGUUAUCCUAAGUUUUUAACAUUUUUUAUCAUUAUGUCUUGUGUGUUGUUUUUUCUUUUUCAUCAGGGUCUCAUUCAAACCAGCCUCGCUGAACUGGGCACACCUGACCAAAUGUUGUUUAAAAUAAAAUAAAUUAGAGGGCUUCCCGGAGGGUCUUCUUAGAGUUUUCGAUUAGAGUUUUCGCAAUGUUCACAGAGACUUUUAAAUUGAAAGGUGGUGGACGUUUCAGGGCUGCAUAACUACUUUCUGUUUUCUGACUGUUGUUUUCAGUGUCGUUGUCGCUCUCUUGGGUGCCUUCAGCUUCAGCGCCAUUCUCAGAAGCCACUUCCUCCUCCUCCUCUUGAUUUUCAAUAUCGGAUGAACUCUCCUCAUUAUUACUGUCGUUAUCCGGAGUAUUUUCUACAGUUCGGUGGCCUUUUUCCUUUUCUAUUAAAUCACUUAAUAACUUUUUGUUCUUGAUUAAACCUUUAUCGAUUCCUGACUGUGCAAGUCCAUCUAAAAAGUAUUCAGCGCACAAGGCUUGGUAACCUCAUUGUUAUGAGGGAGUAACACAUACUCAUCUAGCUCGGCGAUGUUUUUGACGGGAAUAGUGCGUUUAUUUCGAAGUAAUUGUCCGCCGGGAGUCCAGAAAAGGAUAUCUUUGGAAGCGGCCAUAAUAUGCAGCAAAUCAGAAGCACGCUUUUCCGACACUGCACGGGAAAGAUGACUCAAAACAUUUUUUCUUUUGGUUCUUCUUUUAUUCUUCAUCCUCGCCGCUUUCAUCACCAGAACUUCAUGUUCACUCUCGUGUUCUUCUUCAACCAAAUCUAUCUUUCUCUUCAUUUUGAUGAGUACCAGUGACAGACUUCGCUUCGAAUGUUCAACGUAGCGAUGCGUUACCUCUUUUAUAGCAUUAAAAUUCCUAAGCUUGAAACAAUAAGGGCUAAUACAUCUUCAAUAAAACCACUACCCUCUUGUACAAGCACUCGCUUCUUUGUUUUGUAAGGGACAUUUGGACUGGCCAGGUCAAGUAAAGCAUCCUUAUAUGGCAGCAAUAUCCACUUAUUUUCUGCGGGGAUGGGAAUGUGUCCCACAACCAUAUUGUAUAAGACUUGGACUAGUGCAUGUAGUUGCUGUCGAGAAAGCAGGGCGAUCAGCUAACAGUUGAGGAAAACCACGAUUGUUGUUCACUACACGAGAUAUUGCUACAAAAUGAACUAAGAAUGGCAGUUGGUAGUCUUUUAUAGAAUCUCGUGGAGGGAAGACAAUAGAAAUGAGGUGGUUGUGGUGGUGGAGGGAAAACAAUAGAAAUAUGGUAGUGGCGCUGGUGGUGGAAGGGAACAAUGGAAAUGUGAUGGUGGCAGUGGUGGAGCCGGUAGUGGUGGAGGUGGAGGGAAAUCAAUAG
Messenger RNA from Porites evermanni, 5604 nucleotides. The record is from the annotation of a GenBank genome assembly. NCBI's taxonomy places the organism in Eukaryota, Metazoa, Cnidaria, Anthozoa, Scleractinia, Poritidae.